AUGGACUUUUGGAAGAAUGUCCAGGCCGCCGCCGAGAAGGCCGCCACUGCGGCAAAGGACCUAGGGAAGAAGGGCUUGGAGGUGGUGGAGGCCAGCGCGGAGGAGGCCAGCAAGAAGCUGAAUCUCAACUUGCACGACAAGGUGGGGGCAGGGCCGCCCAAACAGGUGCCACCAUCGCCUGCAGAGCUCGACGCGUUUGGCAUCACGCCCGACUUUGCCGAAUUUGUGCGUACAAUUAACUACAGCACCUUCCGUGACUUCCCCGCUGAGCACCUGCUCCCCGCAUCAGAAGGCAGCGCGACAGGCGGCCCCGAUGUCGCCAGCAGCAGCGGCGCAUUCGAACUGAAUGCAUGGCAAGUGCGGCAUGCCACGCUGGUGGUGCUGGCGCUCAAGGAGGUCAACGAACUGCGCUUUGUGCUGUGUCCAAAGUACAUGACGGAUGAGCACUUUUGGCACGUCUACUUCACGCUGGCACGCAAGUAUUUGCCUGAAAAGGCGUUCAGCUGGACUGCCACUGAUGUGCUGCCCAGUUUUGAACCAACAGAUCAGCCGCAGGACGAUCCCUUCUCAUUGUCGGGGCUGGGAAACCAGCUGAUGCGGCUGGGCAGUCAGCUGCAGAGUGCUACGUCAGCGGCGCGCCCUGCUGGCCUGGAGCUAACCUCUUUUAGUACCGGCACCAGCUCGAGCGGCGCUAUGCAGCCAGUGCUAGGCGCAGGUGCUGCAGGCAAGGCAGCGAGCGCUAGUGCGGCGGCAGCCAAGCCGGCUCCUGCCAGCGGCAUGCUCGAGGAGGAUCCAGACUUGGAGGCGUACUUGCAGGUUGCCAUUAACACUUCGCAGCCGGGCAGCCAGGAGGGGGAGGAGGGGAGUGGGUACGACGUGGCAGUGGAUGGUGAGGAGGAAGAUUUAGAUUUGGACUCCUAUAUCAACGAGCUGACGGAGGAGGUGGAGGCUGCCGCGGCAGCAGAGAACAAUGCAGCGGAUGAUGGUGGCGGCGAUGCCAAGAAAGACUGA
Chlorella variabilis is the source of this 1011-nucleotide messenger RNA. RefSeq lists its product as hypothetical. The record is from RefSeq and is a predicted model, not a curated record. Lineage: Eukaryota; Viridiplantae; Chlorophyta; Trebouxiophyceae; Chlorellales; Chlorellaceae. The transcript is spliced from 6 exons. The coding region runs from base 1 to 1011 and encodes 336 amino acids.